Molecule: messenger RNA, 801 nt
Organism: Leptosomus discolor (cuckoo roller)
Lineage: Eukaryota; Metazoa; Chordata; Aves; Leptosomiformes; Leptosomidae
Gene: NKIRAS1
Product: NFKB inhibitor interacting Ras like 1
Biological process (GO): Ral protein signal transduction; negative regulation of canonical NF-kappaB signal transduction
Molecular function (GO): GTPase activity; GTPase activating protein binding; GTP binding
Source: RefSeq, a predicted model, not a curated record
GCACAGGGCUCGCCUGCUGACUCUGCCCUCUCGGGAAAGAUGGGAAAGGGCUACAAGGUGGUGGUUUGUGGAAUGGCCUCGGUGGGAAAGACUGCGAUUUUGGAGCAGCUUCUCUAUGGAAAGCAUACUGUUGGCUUAGAAGAGGGUGCCACAAUGGAAGAUGUGUAUUUGGCAUCGGUGGAGACAGACCGAGGCGUGAAGGAACAGUUACGGCUUUACGACACCAGGGGUCUGCAGGAGGGUGUGGAAUUGCCAAAACACUAUUUCUCUGUUGCUGAUGGCUUCGUUCUCGUGUAUGCUGUGACCAGCCUCGAAGCUUUCCAAAGAGUCGAACUGCUCAAAAAGGAGAUUGAUGUCUUCAGAGACAAAAAAGAGGUAACAGUUAUUGUCUUGGGAAACAAAACUGACCUCCUGGACCAAAGGCAAGUGGAGACAGAAGCAGCACAGCAAUGGGCAAGGGUCGAGAAAGUGAGACUGUGGGAAGUGACUGUGACAGAUCGGAAAACACUGCUUGAGCCCUUCACCUUCUUAGCUAGCAAACUCUCCCAGUCCCAGAACAAAUCAACAUUUCCCCUGCCUGGAAGGAAGAACAAAGGGAAUAACUGUGAUAACUAAGCUACUGUAGCAUUGUCUGCUGCUGCCAUGCCACAGCCUAAGUCCUUCUAUGCCAUUUGCUUCUUGCAGUUUCACUUAAAGCAAUAAUCUCAUUCAGCAAUAAAAUCAGCAAGCUUAUGGCUAAGAGGUAUCCUUCCUUCUCAUGGACUCGACUUGAAAAAGUCACUGGUGGUAAAAGCCUUGAAA